CGCUAGUCGCCCCCAGUGCUCCUACUCUCUAGGUCUUUUUUGUCUCUAGUGCAGAUUAAACGUCACGUCCGCACUUGAACUUGAAUUUUAUCCCAUUGUACGGAGGCAGACCCAGCCAUAGAGAGAUUGAGCGCUCCCAGGGAACCAGGACUCCGCCAUCUUCACAUUGCAAUAUAUCUCCUAGUAAUAGCCAGCACUCACCCAGAAGCACUGGGGGGCUUCCUUCCUAUCAAGACCUUGUGCCAAGCGAGGGGCGGGGGGGAAGCACUGGUAAAAGUAGUGCGAGCAAAGCAAAAAGCAAAAAAGCAAAAAAAAAAAAAACCUCAAACAGUAGCACUUGAACUGGCAAAGAGGAGACACAGUUUGGCUAUCCCUUUAAAAAAAGCAAAGCAAAAAAGAAUUCUAAUUAACUCAGCAAGGGUAUUUUUGGUUGCAUUUUUCUCUGCGUGUGGGCAAAUACCAAUUUUUCUACUUUUGUGCGAGCAUGUAUGCAUUUAAUUCAAUUUUCAUAUCUUUUUCUUUUUUGUUUUUUUUUUAAAGAAAACCCUCCUGAUGGAAGAAGUGCACUUUGCUUUUUUUCCCCCCUUCUUUUUCUUCUAACCACUCUGGAAAAAUAAAUGUCAGCGCUUGGUGAAGUUCAAGAAAAGAUCUGGAAGCUGUGGAAAAGGAAAACAAAAACCAAACAACCCAAAAGACAGUUGUCUUAUGAAAAUAAAAUCUAAGCCUCCCUCACUUCAUUUAUGAUGUUUGUUUAAUUGGACGAAGAACCUCAUCCUGAGAACGUCAAGGGGGGAAAGUGCUUCUCUCUUUCGAAUUCUUUAUUUUCUUUUUAAAAGAAGAAAUCCGUCAAGAAGAGCAUAGAAGAAGAGGAGAAGACGACCGCUCCCCCCUCCUCCGCUCCCCCCUACCUAAGUCCAGCUCUCCGGGCGAUGACCGUGUAAAUGCCAGGGCAAUGUCCCGUCGCAAGCAGGGGAACCCGCAGCACUUAUCACAAAGGGAAAUUAUCACGCCAGAGGCUGACCACGUGGACACUGCCAUCAUCACCCAUGAGGAAGAGAGCCUAGCACUAGGAGAGCCAGUUGGGCUCAGCAUUGCGGUGGGUGGAACAGACCCUGACCUAUUAACCUGUGGACAGUGUCAGAUGAACUUUCCCCUGGGAGACAUCUUGGUUUUUAUAGAGCACAAGAAGAAACAGUGCCAUGGUGCUGGUGGUGCCUGCUAUGAAAAGAACGUGGAUAAGAACAGUCCUCCCCCUCCAUCACGCUCCGAGCUCAGGAAAGUGUCAGAGCCAGUGGAAAUCGGGAUCCAAGUCACACCCGAUGAAGAAGACCGUGUUCUCACGCCUACAAAAGGAAUUUGCCCCAAGCAAGAGAACAUUGCAGGGCCGUUCAGGCCUGCAAAGCUGCCGGCGGCCUCCAUAACUGCCUCCUCCCACCCUCAUGCAUCAGUGAUCGCACCGCCACCUCUCCGUGCUCUAACCUCAGUCCCGCCCUGCCUGAACCUGCCCUGCUGUGGUGCGCGCGCAAUCUCAGUUGGUGGGUCUCAGAGUGAGACAUCAGGCACAUUUGGAUGUCAUUGUCAGUUGUCAGGUAAAGAUGAGCCUUCAAGCUAUAUUUGCACAACAUGCAAGCACCCUUUUAAUAGCGCUUGGUUCUUGCUUCAGCAUGCCCAGAAUACACAUGGAUUCCGCAUCUACUUGGAAACUAGCCCUUCAAACAGCUCCCUUACUCCACGCAUCACCAUCCCUCCUCCUCUGGGACCCGAGACUGUUGCACAGUCCCCGCUGAUGAAUUUCCUAGGUGACAAUAACCCUUUUAGUCUCUUACGAAUGACAGGUCCCAUCCUGCGUGAUCAUCCUGGCUUUGGUGAAGGUCGGCUUCCUAAUACACCUCCCCUCUUCAGCCCGCCACCUCGUCAUCAUCUGGAUCCACAUCGCCUUAGUGCCGAAGAAAUGGGGUUAGUUGCCCAGCAUCCUAGUGCCUUUGACAGAGUCAUGCGUUUAAAUCCCAUGGCAAUUGAGUCGCCAGCGAUGGAUUUCUCCAGAAGGCUUCGAGAACUGGCAGGAAACAAUGCCACCCCGCCACCAGUCUCGCCUAGUCGCAGCAACCCUAUGCAUCGCUUAUUGAAUCCUUUCCAGCCAAGCCCUAAAUCUCCUUUUCUGAACACCCCUCCAUUGCCACCAAUGCCUCCAAGCAGCACUACGCCUCCUCAGCCUCAGGCAAAGAGUAAGUCCUGUGAAUUUUGUGGAAAAACCUUCAAGUUUCAGAGCAAUCUCAUUGUCCACCGGCGCAGUCACACGGGAGAGAAGCCCUAUAAAUGCCAACUCUGUGACCAUGCUUGUUCCCAAGCCAGCAAAUUAAAACGCCAUAUGAAAACACAUAUGCACAAAGCUGGAUCCAUGACAGGGAGGUCCGAUGAUGGAUUAUCUGCUACAAGUUCCCCAGAGCCUGGCACAAGUGAACUAACUGGAGAGGGACUAAAGUCUAGUGAGGCAGAUUUCAGGAAUGAGAGUGAUCCUUCUCUAGGCCAUGACAAUGAAGAAGAGGAGGAGGAAGAGGAGGAGGAGGAGGAGCUGGAAAAUGAAAGUCGACCUGAGUCAAGCUUUAGCAUGGAUUCAGAACUAAGCCGUAACCGAGAGAAUGGUUCCAAAUCACUGCCAGAUGAAAAAUCCCUUGUCCUAGGAAAAGUGAUAGAGAAUGUAAGCCUUGGUACUAUCCAGCAAUACAGUGACAUGUUGGCUGAAAAGCAGAAAAGAGGUGGCUUUAUGAAAAGGUCUUCAGAUCAGCGAGAUCUGUGCCCUCGAGACCUUUGCCAGAGAGACACAGGUGAUGAAGACUCAGUAGCUGGAGAACUUGACCGCACUGAGGAAGGGACAGUGAAUGGGAGAAACUUUGGGCCAGGUGAACCCUUCCCAGGGCUAUUCCCUCGUAAGCCCACCCCUAUCACAAGCCCCAAUUUAAAUAACUCCUCCAAAAGAAUAAAGAUAGAAAAAGAUUUGGACUUGCCACCAGCAACAAUAAUACCUUCUGAAAAUGUUUACUCUCAGUGGCUGGUAGGAUACGCAGCAUCAAGGCACUUCAUGAAGGAUCCAUUUCUAGGAUUCACAGACUCCCGACAAUCCCCCUUUGCAACAUCUUCUGAGCAUUCCUCAGAGAACGGAAGCCUGCGUUUCUCUACUCCACCAGGUGAUAUGCUGGAUGGUGGUCUCUCAGGGCGCAGUGGGACGGCGAGCGGAGGCAGCACCCCCCAUAUUAGUGGACCUGGUCCUGGUCGACCCAGUUCAAAGGAAGGACGGCGGAGUGACACGUGUGAAUACUGUGGCAAGGUCUUUAAGAACUGCAGUAACUUAACGGUGCAUCGCCGGAGCCACACAGGAGAGCGGCCUUACAAAUUUCCAUGGUUCUUCUGAGGGAAGCAUGGACAGUGGCUAGAAGAGAUAAAGGCUCUUCUUCAUUUUCUUCUCCUCAACUUGAGUAUUUUGACUGAGAGCAAAGCCUAAUUUCUUUAACUGACAUGUUAAUUGAUCAAACGUGGAACAAUAUGCUUUCCCUUAUUUACAAAGGUCCUUUCAUCUUGACAUAUAAUACUUUUUGCAAGUUAUUAUAGCUCUAAUUCUUUGCUGUUCUUUUAGCCUUUCAGAUCAGAACAGGUGCCCUCAGAUGAAAUGUUUAUCUUUAUCUGUUUGUGUAUGUUUGUGUGCUUUUGAUGUAGAGGUUAAGUCAGAAACCAGUUAGAAACCAGGAGACUGUGAGUUCUAGUCACUCUUUAAACAAAAAGCUGGCUGAGUUAUCUCGACUAGUCACUUUCUUUCAACCCUAGGAAGGAGACAGUGGCAAAUCACUUAUGAGAAACUUUGCCAAGAAAACUUUCAGGCAGUCUCCAAGAAUCGGACAUGAUUGGAUGGAAGGAAAAACAAAACACACGCGAACACACAUAUCUAUAUACAAAUCUUCAUAAUCUAAGACUUUCUAGGUAAUAAAUUGAAAACCCCUGAUAUAGUUAGUAUACAUUAUUAUAAAAUUUACAUUUUGAUUCUGUUGACCCGCACUUUAAAACUAUUUUUUUGUUUAUUUGUUUGCAUUGAAGACCAGUGGCUUCUAAACAAGAAAUUACAGCAUUUUUGUCUUUGCUUGGCCCAGAGAUGGGUGAAAUUAUUAAAGGGGGACAUCUGAGAUUAAGUGUCAGUGUUGCUAAGCAUGGCAUUCACAAUACUGGCACUAUAAAAAACUAAUAAUAAUUUAUUGGACAGUUUUUCUACUGCCAUUUCAAUUUGAUGUGAGUGCCUUGAAAACUGAUCUUCCUAUUUCAGUCUCUUGAGACACAUGCAAACAAUUUUUGUGAAAUGAAAAGACUUUUCAAAAAAGAUAGAACAAGAAAGGUAUGUUCUUUAGAUGAAAAAAAAAAGAGCCACAUUUACAUUUUUUUAAAAAAAGCCUGGUUGAAGAUAGUGGACAUGAAAAUGCCAUAAGACCCAAUCAAAUGAAGAUGUAUAUCCAGCACAACUUCGGACAUCCAUUUGCUGAAUUAUUCUCAGCCUUUCUCUUUUUUUUCAGGACAACGCUGCUUAGGAAAUGGAAUGGAAAUGAUUUACUGCUGAAUUAAAACUCAAAUGACACAAAUUGCAAGUUGUUAUCAUUGAAUGAAAAAUAAUUCAGGAACAACAGCUAAUUUUUUAAAAAGUUAAAUUUAGUGCACUCUGUCUUAAAAUACGUUUACAGUAUUGAAUACAUACAAGGGUAAAAAAAUGUGUGUAUGUGUGUUUGAGCAAUCUUUUUUUUUUUCAAAGUUUGCUUAAUAGGUUAUUAAAAAUGCCAUAAUGGCCAUGUGUAUAUUGUUUUCUUUUGGUGACGGGGUUUUAGUAUAUAUUAUAUAUAUUAAAAUUUCUUGAUUACUGUAAAAGUGGACCAGUAUUUGUAAUAAUGGAGAAUGCCUGGGCAUUUUACAAAACCAGAAAGAAAAAAAAAACUUUUCUCUUUUUUCCUUGAAAAUGUUGCAGUAAAAUUUAAAUGGUGGGUCUAUAAAAUUUGUUCUUGUCACUGUAACUGUAAAGUCUGAGUUUUAGUAUUUUUUUUCUGCCUUGGGUGUUGAAUUUUUAUUUCAAGAAAAAAUGUAUAGAAACUUGUAUUUGGGGAUUAAAAGGUGACUGCUACACCAUGUAGAAAAAGUACGUAGAAAAAAUGCUUAAUAUUGUUAUUGCUUUGCAGAUUAAAAAAAAUCACAUUUCUGACCUGUACCUAUUUUUAUCUCUUCCUCCCUUAGCAACUUCUCCCUUCCCUCUUCUUCUGGAAUGAAUAUUGAUAUUGGUUGAUUCAUAUAAUGUAGGCACUUGCUGUAUUUUUACUGGAACUUGUAAUUUUUUAACUGUACGCUUGUCCUUUUAAAGGGAUUUAAUGUACUUUUUUGUUAGUGAAUUUGGAAAUAAAAAUAAAAACAAACAAACAGGCUGCCAUAAUAUAUUUUUUUAAUUUGGCAGGAUAAAAUAGUAAAAAAAUUUGUAUGUCAAGACCUUAUUGUACAGAAGAAGGUAAAGUAAAAUGGUUGUUUGACAACCUAUGGGUAAAAGAAACAAACCAAUUAUUAUUUUUAAUUAUUGGAGGGGGUGAUAGGGAUAUUAAAUUUUGUUUCACUUAAAUUUUUUGUUCACUAUUUUAGUUGUGUGCAUGUAUAUAUAUAUAUAUAUAUAUAUAUAUAUAAAUAUAAAUAUAUAUAUAAAUAUUUUUUCUGUCAGAAAUGGCCUACAAAAAAACUGCUUGUUCCUUCAAGGCAGUAAUAACUUUGAAGCUGCCUGGACCCCUUGUAUCAAGGCCUUCCCAGGUAUAGUUGAACUAGGUGGUUGGCUGUUAUCUGUUGUUAAAAGAAAUUUCAUUUUUGUGAACUUGUUUGACUUAACAUUCCACAAUUCCCCUCAACACAAAGGAAGGUGACUUUUUCCUAGCAAAUGUAAACUUUCUAACUACGUUCCAUAAAACAUAUAUGUGUGUUUAAGGUAUCCAGCGAUACUGAAUUAGAUGGCACUGCAUCUCCUGAGGGAUGAAGUAGUCUGUUUGCUCUCCUCUCAUCAUUGAACAGAUGGUAGCACUCGUGUCAACUGUGGGUAAUGUGUAACCAGACCUCAACUCACUCAACUGUGCAAGGUUUUCUACUAUGUAAAGCCUUCUUCCUUCAGAGGGCCUGAUCUGGAGACUUUAUGGGAUCAGGGUACCUGUUCAUUUCCACCUUCUACCCUAUUCUCUUCACAGCUUUCAGCUGAAGUGAUUUUAAAAGGGAAAAAAGAAGAAAGCAGCAUUCUGUUGAGUACAACUGUGAAUUGCAGUGGAGUAAAAAUUGGUCCAGGCGCAUCCUACUUUUUUUUUUCUUCCUGUAAGAAAGGGACCAUUGUACAGGUUUUGCCAGUCUGUGUUCUUUUGUCUGCUUUGCUGCUACUGUUGAUUCCUAAUUGUACAUUCCAUAAAUUUUACAAAUAUUUGAAGGACUAGGAUGAAAUUCUGUACUUAUUUUAUUGACUAAGGUAUGUUUCCCCUCCAUCUUUUAUUUUAUUUGACUGGAGUAAGGCAGGCAGUGAUUGCUGAAGUCUGAUGAAAAAGCUACUGAUAAUUUUACUUAAGAGGGUUCUGAUAAUAUUAUGAAAAAGAAAAUCAUUGAGAGGAACUGAUCACGAAAACAAAAUACAGAUUUAGAUUUAAAAUGUCUCCAUUGGCAAGAGGGCUUUUCUUGCCCAUGAGAGGUUCCUUGUGCAGUGGAGAGAUCCAUCAGUAGAUGAAAAGCUAGAUCUUCAUUAAUUCUCCUUUCUCAGCAGUCUAUUUUAUCCUCUCCUCAGUUUCUUCCAUUGCUGAGAGCGUCUUUUGCUAAAUUUAGGGGCAGAGAACAAAAAAACUCAGGUGAGGGCCUCGCUUUCAGUAGAAAAUGUCCAAAUGUAACUCUCUUUAGGAAAUGCUAUGGUCAGGAAAAGAAGAUGCAUCUAACCUGUUUUUUCAUCUUUUCCAAAUUAGGGAUAAAAUAAUGCUAGCAGUAAAAUCCAUCGUGGAAAGACAGUUCACUGGUUGUAUCUUUAAUGAACUUCAAAGAGCAGAUAAUAAAUUUAACUUCUAAAGGCACACUUUAUAGUAUUUUAUGCAUUUGACUUUUCCUAAAUUGGGAUAUGGUUGGUGAAUUUUGGAAUAUUUUUGGUCAAAAUUCAGGAGUAUAAUUUUCAUUCCAAGAAGUUAGUUUCACCUUAUUCUGUAAUCAGGUGAAUUCAUUAUAGAUGAACUCAAAACUGAACCACCAGCAUUUGUGAUUUGAAUAUAUUCAGUGAAACUAUCAGGACCCCUCCUUUUCUGCUUUUAGGAUUCCAGUUUUACAAGGCACAAUGUGGGCCUUGUAGUUAUCUUUGCUGUUACAACUGAAAAAAAAAACAAUUUUGUUUAAGUCAAAAUUAUUCCAUAUUUCAAGCUUGUUCCACACUUGUUAAAAUUUAUUCACAGAGCAUUUCUGCAGUGACUUUUUUUAAAUAAAAAAGGAUGUAAAAUAAAAAAUUAAGAUGUACUUUUUGAAUACUGUCAUGAUUUCAGCAUUUCAUCCUAGUCCUGAUCACAGUCCAAGGUUUUAUUUUCACAAACAUACUCAUUUUAUGGUGCUCUUUGUAUUUUAGAAUUGCAAAGCAAAGUACUGUUGAUUUCAGUUGUUUGCAUUUGUACCAGCAAGUAAACUAUUUUUAUUACCUUUUCUAUUUCUUAUUGUAUGAGCUUUUGUUGUUUACUUGGAGGUUUUGUCUUUUACAACAAGUUUGGAACUAUUUAUUAUUGCUUGGUAUUUGUGCUCCAUUUAAAAAAACAGGAGCACAUUUUCUAUUAUGGAUACAAAUAUUGAGAUGGCAGGAUGUCAUUUCAGUAUCACUUAGUAAAAUAUUUAUUGUUCCUUUUAUUCUCUGUACAAGACUUUUGGCCUCUUUUCUCCCCUUACUGUCAUAUUGUUGAGUUCAGCAUGUGUCUACCAUUUCAUUUGUACACUCAUUCAAAACAACGUUUGUUCCAAUUUCAAGUUAUAAAAACUAAUAAAUUGGACAUUUGACAUGAUCUCCAAA
Molecule: messenger RNA, 8062 nt
Organism: Crotalus tigris (Tiger rattlesnake)
Lineage: Eukaryota; Metazoa; Chordata; Lepidosauria; Squamata; Viperidae
Gene: BCL11B
Product: BAF chromatin remodeling complex subunit BCL11B
Exons: 5
Coding region: 953-3409 (818 amino acids)
Biological process (GO): positive regulation of transcription by RNA polymerase II
Cellular component (GO): nucleus
Molecular function (GO): RNA polymerase II cis-regulatory region sequence-specific DNA binding; DNA-binding transcription factor activity
Source: RefSeq, a predicted model, not a curated record